This is a messenger RNA of Cavenderia fasciculata, 366 nucleotides long. RefSeq lists its product as uncharacterized. The record is from RefSeq and is a predicted model, not a curated record. The transcript has 2 exons. Lineage: Eukaryota; Evosea; Eumycetozoa; Acytosteliales; Cavenderiaceae. Bases 1 to 366 code for a protein of 121 amino acids.
AUGAACAUGUUUGAAAGUUUGAAAAAACUGAUACCCCCAAAAACCAAAAAAUCUAACCGUUCUCGAGUGUGCACAAGCAGAUGUCGAUCAAGAAAUAACGUUUCAGAGAUCAAAGACAACACACCUAAACAACAACAACACUUUCAAGAUUCAAUGGAAACAUAUGUACCAGAACGUCACCAUCAUUAUUCAAUCCUUCUUCUUCUCUAUGACGGGGCCACGCCCCCUUCUUCUAAUCAAUAUAGUCUUCCGGUCGAUAAUGAACAAGGUUCUAUCGCUGCUUGCUCUUUGUUGUUUCAAUCUCAACCAACCCACGACCCUCCAACCAAUUCGACAUUAAUUAUAAAUACUAAAGCUCCUAGAUAG